UGGCUGUCCGAGGAGAAUUUCAUGUGCUAAGUUAACAAGUGAAAUGCUCAUAGGAAGCGCUCAAAAUAUACGAGAUUAGAAAGACACACCCACAGUCCCAGUCGUCUCCUUCAAACUGCUCGAUGAUGUGGGCCAUAUCCUGCGCCACGUCUGCUUAUCCUAUGCUCACUCUCAGAGCUUCUUUACCCAUGGCUACUACUCGUUCAUGCUCUCCAGUCUCAGUCCCUACUAAUCACCAUUAUCAUCAGAAAGACUCUCCUUUUGUUCCAGAGGUUGCGGAAGCAGUGGACUCCUUGUAUUCAGAGUUCAGAGCCGUGGAUAAUUUGGUGGCACACAAUACAACCCGUGUUCUCAAAGCUUUCCAGAAUGCUCGAGUUGGAUCUCAUCACUUCGCCGGAUGCACUGGCUAUGGUCAUGAUGAAGCUGGGGGACGUGAAGCGCUUGACCAAGCUUUUGCAGAAAUUGUUGGUGCUGAAUCUUCUAUAGUUCGCUCACAGUUUUUUUCAGGAACUCAUGCUAUAACCUGUGCUUUAUAUGCUUUUCUAAGGCCAGGGGAUGAGCUUUUGGCAGUUGCUGGUCCUCCCUAUGACACGCUAGAGGAAGUUAUUGGAAAGAGAGACUCUCAUGGGAUGGGAUCCUUGAUAGAUUUUGGUGUGAAAUACCGUGAAGUUCCACUUGCUGAAAAUGGUGGCCUUGACUGGGAUGCGCUUAUGCAUGCUUUGAGACCUGAAACAAAAUGUGCACUCAUACAGAGGUCAUGUGGUUAUUCAUGGCGUCAGAGUUUAAGUGUAGAUGAGAUAAGGCGAGCAAUUAAGAUAAUUAAGACGCAGAAUCCUAAUUGCUUGGUCAUGGUUGAUAAUUGUUAUGGUGAAUUUGUGGAAAGCAUUGAACCUCCAAUGGUGGGUGCAGAUUUGAUUGCUGGCAGUUUGAUAAAAAAUCCUGGUGGAACUAUAGCACCAUGCGGUGGAUAUGUUGCAGGGAGAGAAAAAUGGGUAAAAGCAGCAGCAGCUCGUUUAUCUGCACCUGGCCUUGGAGUUGAUUGCGGCUCAACUCCUGGUGACAUUAUGCGAGCAUUUUUCCAGGGUUUGUUCCUCUCACCUCAAAUGGUAGGCGAAGCUAUCAAGGGUACACUCCUAGUCGCUGAAGUUAUGGCAUCCAAAGGGUAUAAGGUGCAGCCACUUCCUCGUGUUCCUCGUCAUGACACAGUACAGGCCAUACAGCUUGGAAGCCGGGAGCGUCUUCUUGCUUUCUGUGAGGCUGUACAGAGAAGCUCCCCAGUAGGUUCAUUUACUAGACCAAUUGCUGGUACAACUCCUGGAUAUGCAUCAGAGGUGAUCUUUGCUGAUGGAACCUUCAUUGAUGGGAGUACGAGUGAGCUUUCAUGCGAUGGACCAUUAAGAGAGCCAUUUGCUGUAUUUUGCCAGGGCGGCUCUCAUUGGACUCAGUGGGGACUAGUUCUUGGAGAGGUUUUAAAAGCCAUAUGAUGUAGAACCAAAUUUUUGCAAAGAGGACAGCAAGGUUGUAUAGAAUGUAAUAUUUUCAGGGAUGCCAUUAAUGUCUAUUUAUCGUGCAAGAAUUACGUGUUAUGGCAGCUUCAAGAUAUACCCUUUCCCUGAUUGCUGUAGCCUGUAUAACAGAAGUGACAUCAAACUCACCUCAAUUUUUUGAUACAAGACUCACUUUUGGGUACUUCUGCCACCAUUCUAAUCAGCUUGGCGGAUCAGUUUAUUGUAAUGGGAGCUACUACUCGAACCCAAGGGGACAAGUGAGGAUACAGUCUGA
This is a messenger RNA of Prunus avium (sweet cherry), 1782 nucleotides long. RefSeq lists its product as uncharacterized. Lineage: Eukaryota; Viridiplantae; Streptophyta; Magnoliopsida; Rosales; Rosaceae. The record is from RefSeq and is a predicted model, not a curated record.